CCCCGCUCCCCGCCUCGGCCGCGGGGAGGCGCCGCCACGGAGGCAGCGGGGGGGGCACCGGGCCGGCAGUGAGGGCAGCGACAGCCGCGGCUCCCUCACAACCACGGGAGAUGCGGGGAGAAAAACCCCGCUGGCCUGCAGGAGGGCUCCCACUGCGCCACAGACAGGGACAACACAUGCUUAGGGAGCCUCAGGGCUGGUGCAAGCAGCGCCACGCCGCCUCAGCGCGGCGGGUGGCGAGAAAACGGAGCCACCGAGUGGCCACACACAAAGCCCCCUCCCUCCUCCUCUCCCUCCCCACCGCCCUCCGGAAGGCGCGGGGCCGGGCAUGGCGCCGCUCCCAUGGUGCCCCGCGGCGGCGGCCAUUCAAACCCGAGCCGGGAGCCGCCGCCGCCGACAAAAUGGCGGCGCCGGGGGGCGCUGAGGCAGAGGGCGUGGGGGCGAGCCCCGCUUCCCCGCUGCUCCCCGCCGAGCCGCCCGCAGCCCCCGGGCUCGCCAGGGGGCCUCAUCGCGGCGGGAUGGCGGCGCCGCCGCUCAGCCCCACGGUGUCCGUGGUGUUCCCGGGCGCUGUGAGCCGGGAGAGCUGCUGCCGCUUCGCCUGCGAGCUCCUGAAGCACGUCCUGUACCAGCGGCACCAGCUGCCGCUGCCCUACGAGCAGCUCGCGUACUUCUGCCGGCGGCCCUCGCAGGUUGGGGACAUGAUUAAAAAGCCACCCUCUGUGGACCUGGCGAGCAAGAAAUGCCAUCAGGUGCUGACGGAUCUGGAGGGAAUGCUCCAGCACUUGGAAGUGAUGUUCAGUUUGACUCUGGUUCCCCGGGUCCUUAUCCUGCUCGGAGGCAGUGCCGUGAGUCCCAAGGAGCUUUACGAGCUCAACUUGGAGGCAGUGUGUGUGGGCAGCACUGAGGAGAGCCUGAAGACCACAUCCUGCGUGCGUAAGCUCUUUCACUCGCUCUUCAUAGCGGACGUCUUCAGUGAACUUAAGGCUCUGCCUGCCAUGGGCACUGUUGUUAUGCUCCAAGGACACCGCGAUUGUGGUGUUGAAUGGUUCCGGCCCAAGCUCAACUAUAAAGUGCCAACCCGAGGAAGGAAACUAACUGUUAAUUUGUCCUGUGAUGGAGAUAUCAGUAUAAGUGCCUCAGCUCCUUCGAGUACGACUUCUGCUUGGGAGGACUACGUAUGGUUUCAAGCACCGGUGACGCUCAAGGGCUUUAAUGAAUGACCUGUGCUCUGUAGAAUUUAAAUGGAGUAUUGAAUAACCUUUGGUGCUGCUUUAUGUGGUAAUUUUAUCAAAUGCAACAGCACGUUUUUAUCUAUCUGGAUCUCUUCCCCAGGGUACCUACUGCCUUCCUGUAGCUGGACUGUGUUCUUCCGAGUUCGUCUCCUGAAUUGUCUUUGAAAGCAAAUACCCUCUAAAGGCACAAUUGCAUACAGAUACCAUGAUUCAUUAGGGACCUGACCUGAGGCAUAGGAAAUGAAUUAGUGUCUUGGGAAUAAAACUUCUUAGCCACAGAUUUGCUGAACUAACAAAUACUGGAUACAGUUUUCUGAGUUUUAUUGCAGCCAUAUCUCUGGUAAUAAUGACUAUGUUAGCUGAUUAUCUGGGAUUCUAGAUAAUGUAUGCAAUUAUUAAUAUAGUUUGCCUUUACAAUGAAGGCUGUAACUAUUCUUAUCUACCCCACUGCUGUGAAAGGUGACAUUUCCUGCAGUCUGAUCAGGCUCGAGUACUGAAGUGCUUGCCCAUCUAUUUCACAAAAUCAGACUUCCCGUGACUCAGUUCCAGUUUAACAAUCUAAGGAGUGGCACUUUUCAGCAGUUGGGAGACUUCAUGCCUAGCACAGUGCCUUUUACAGGCAGUGGAAAGAGGUUAAGCAGUCCUGUGGAGGCAAGGGAGCGCGUUUUCUUCCUGUUUUCUACUAACCUUUAGUCCAUCAGAGCUGACAAUCAGUUUGAUAUACAGUUAAGAUUAGGAGUAAGCAAUUUAUUCUCUAGCCUUGAAGAAAGUUAGGACUCCUGCCCCAAUGUGCUAGUUUAUUCUCAUUUUUUUAAAAAAAAGAAAGGCAAAAUUCUGCUUGCUUUUGCCUUUCAGAUAUUUCAGAGUCUUAGACUCUAAAAGUUUCUGAAAUGUGAAGAGGAGGUAAGGGGCAUGUCAUCAAGUUCAGCACUUUCUUUAAGUCAGAAUGUCUUACCAGGAAGCAGAACUUGAAUCCUUUCUUCUGGACUAAUGUCUAGUACAGAAUGAGACAUGGAGGGAGGGAGAGAAACCUGUAAAGCACAAUGUGCCAGAACUAGAUAUCUGCUGGAGUUGUCUGGAAUCAGCUGUGCAUGUAUUUGUAAUGUAAUGAGCUUAAUAGCUCCAUCCCAUUUGAAGAGAAUCUCUAGUCUACUGGCAGUGAGGUUGCUUGCAGUUAUCUGCUAGCAAAAGCUGCUUGAUGGGGUGCUAAAAGUCCUUCGAAAGGAGAUCAGAGGGUGAAGUAACCUUCCAUACCUGUUGUAUAUUUUAAGCUUGUCUGACAUUUUGGUGUGGAAUAAGAUUGUAGAACUGGAAGGAAAUUAGUUAAGUUCAUAUUCUUGAGCUUGGAAAACACUAGGAGGAUGCUCUCUGCCUUACUAGCCUCUGACAACUGUCAUAUAAUGUGUAGUAACUGCUAAAGCUAGCUCCAGGGGAAAACUGCUAAAAUAAAGCAAGCUGCCUUAUGUGCAGCUGCCCACUUGGGAAUGUAAUCACAGGUCUCUCGAAUGAAACGUAACUUGAACUAUUCAGUAGGAGUGUUUGAUGUGCUCAGGAGAUCAAAGCCCUUCCGCACUUCCACCAAAGCUACUUGUAACACGUCUUUAAGAAUGCUGGCACUCAAGAAUUUAAGGAAGCUUUUGAAAAGACGCCUUAGUUCUGAGGAUCAAGGGGCAUGUUCCUUUCUGCUUUAUCCCCCAAAUGAGUGCAAUGUUACUGCAUUAAACUGUUUACAUACUCUGUUAUACUUGAACUAUGAAUGCAGCAAUGAUAUGGUGCUGGAAAUAAAAGAUGACAAGAUGCUUUUUUACAUAGGAAGAGCUUUAGAACUUGAUUAACUAGUAGUUACAAUCAUUAUCAAAAUAAAACGUUGCCUUCUG
Molecule: messenger RNA, 3109 nt
Organism: Anas platyrhynchos (mallard)
Lineage: Eukaryota; Metazoa; Chordata; Aves; Anseriformes; Anatidae
Gene: MAD2L1BP
Product: MAD2L1 binding protein
Biological process (GO): regulation of exit from mitosis
Cellular component (GO): nucleus
Source: RefSeq, a predicted model, not a curated record